Messenger RNA from Jaculus jaculus (lesser Egyptian jerboa), 3305 nucleotides. It is a transcript of the gene Cenpi, whose product is annotated as centromere protein I. The transcript has 21 exons. Bases 217 to 2433 code for a protein of 738 amino acids. The record is from RefSeq and is a predicted model, not a curated record. Gene Ontology annotation, cellular component: kinetochore. Lineage: Eukaryota; Metazoa; Chordata; Mammalia; Rodentia; Dipodidae.
CCCGCGACUUUGAAUCGCUGUGGAGAAUUUUGUAAUCCUAAAGUUGUUGGGUCGCCGAUUAUUAGGUGAGUUGUUUUUAAACACUGCGAGAAAUGGUCGGCUCUGUGAUCGCAAGGAAUAUGCUGGGCCUCUGAGAGUGGCACUAUUCUGCAAAGGAUAGCUGGGAUCGUAUUUCCCCCGAAGCCCAGGAAGCUGCUAAGUGGAGCAUAUACAGUGAUGGCAACUCAGAGGGAAAUUAAAAGCUCUCAGAAACAAAGGAGAAGUUCACAACAUAGUUGGCAGACCAGGCUCUCGCCUUUGAAAGUAAACCGGGAAUCACAUGGCUCAAAGAGCAUCUUGAAACAAAACAGUCAGUUGGAAGACUCUAAAUGUGAUGGUGAUCAAGCUGGUGAUGCUCUGCAAGUAGCAGUGGGAUACUUUGUGAAAGGAAAAACUUCAUGGACUAAAGAUAAACUCUUGGAAAAACACUUGAAAACUGUGGAAAAUGUGGCUUGGAAGGAUGGGUUAGCUCCAGAAGCAAUAGACAUUCUGUUAAAUGUGGCACUCAGUGGCAAAUUUGGGAAUGCUGUAAAUACACGGAUAUUGAAGUGCAUGAUUCCAGCAACUCUAAUAUCAGAAGAUUCUGUGGUUAAGGCAGUUUCCUGGCUCUGUGUUGGCAAGUGUUCUGGUAGUACCAAGGUACUUUUUUAUCGUUGGCUGGUUGCAAUGUUUGACUUCAUUGAUCAUAAGGAGCAAAUUAAUUUGCUCUAUGGCUUCUUUUUUGCUUCAUUGCAAGAUGAUGCACUGUGCCCUUAUGUCUGCCACUUGUUAUAUUUACUUACCAGAAAAGAGAACGUCAAACCAUUUCGUGUGAGAAAAGUGCUUGAUCUUCAGGCCAGAAUGGGCAUGCAGCCUCAUCUCCAGGCUUUGUUGUCGCUGUAUAAGUUCUUUGCACCUGCUUUGAUUUCUGUAUCUUUGCCUGUGAGGAGGAAGAUCUAUUUUAAGAAUGCAGAGAAUCUGUGGACUUCAGCUCUGCUUGCUGUGAGGCUAAGAAACCCAGGACACCGUCCAGAAUCUGUAAAGCUGACCUUAGGUUCAGCUAAUGUGUGCUCUGUAAAACAAAAAUGGAAUUCUCAUUCAGUCAUACCAAAGCUAAACUCUGAUUGCUAUACUCAAGACUGUGGACAAAAGAAGAUGAAUCUUUCUGAGUGUCUUAGUGGCAGUAGAUCAGUUCCACUAGAACAGCUUCAAAGUUUCCCUCAAUUCUUACAGAAUAUCCAUUGCUUAGAGCUGCCGUCUCAGAUGGGCUCAGUGCUAAACAGCUCUCUGCUACUUCACUAUGUUAACUGUGUCAGAGAUGAAUCAAUCUUACUGAGGCUCUAUCACUGGUUGAGUCAAGCAUUACAAGAAGAAUGUAUUUGGUAUAAGGUGAAUAAUUAUAAACAAGGAAAAGAGUUUUCAAAUUUCCUGGACACUGUCAUCAGGGCACAGUGCUUCUUACAAGAGGGGUUCUAUUCCUGUGAAGCAUUCCUGUAUAAGAGCUUGCCUCUUUGGGAUGGCUUCUCCUGUCGCUCACAGGUCCUUCAGCUUGUUACCUGGAUUCCUUUUAGCAGCUUCUCUGACGUGAAGCCACUUCUUCUGGACCAUCUAGCACCUCUUUUCUUUACUUCAUCCAUUUAUUUCAAGUGUAGUGUCCUUCAGAGUCUGAAAGAACUGCUGCAGAAUUGGCUGCUGUGGCUUUCUUUAGACAUCCACACGCAUCCUGUGACAAGCAGCCCUCUAGAGACGACCUUGGGUGGAUCCAUGAACUCUGUGUCUAACCUGAUUCAGUAUGUAGGGUGGCUGUCCACUAUUGCAAUGCGCCUGGAGAGAAACAGUACUUUCUUGCUGCAUUUUAUUUUGGAUUUCUAUGAGAAGGUAUGUGACAUAUAUCUCGAUUACAACCUUCCAUUAGUGGUGUUGCUUCCUCCUCUGAUCUUCUAUUCUGCACUCCUAAGCCUGGACACCAAUGUCUUCAACCAACUCUGCUACAUUAUGCACAGGUAUCGGAAUAAUUUGACAGCUACAAAGAAAAAGGGGUUGUUACAAAAGGCAAAAUCAGAGUUCAAUUUCAGUAGCAAGACUUUGGAAGAAUUUAAUCAUUAUUUGACAACCAUGGUUGGUUGCUUGUGGACAUCCAAACCAUUUGGAAAAGGACUAAACAUUGAUCAUCAAAUCCUAGAAAAAGCUGGAAUGGCAGAAUAUAAACACAGUUUAAAUUUAGUCCAUCAUCCUUCUCUGUUGAUCUAUGCUGCUUCCUUUUUGUUACAGGAAAGACCAGAACAAAGGAGAGUAAACCUGAGCUCUAUUUGUGGGAAGAAAUGGAACUGUUAUUUGGACUAUUUAUUUUCAGAGGGUUUACAAGGUUUGAAACUUUUCCUUACAAGUAAUAUUCAUCGUUCUUCUGUCCCCUGAUUGGAGAAUAUUUCUGCAGUGGUGAAUGCUAAAAGAAUGUUGAUGUAAGCAAACUGAGCUGCUAGAUUAAAUUCUUCAUUGCUAGAGAGGUCAAAUAGCUCAACUUAAGUUUUCAUAUUCAUUUCACUGGUAGACUGCUAUCUUCAGGGAAUACUCAGUGACCUUCUGUCCCUGUCUCAGGAGAGCUUUGGUGUGGCUAACAUUUUUUGAAUAUAGAUUUUUUAGCCUAGUAAUGAAAAUUGACCUCUUCAUCACCAGGCUCUGUCUUCAGUGAAUUAUGCAUAAGGAAGCACACCUUUCUUUGUGUUAGGAUUUCUGUUACAUUUUUGUGUUAUAUGUUGGUAGGAGAGGUCAUGUACAGUAAUACUUAAUCACCACAAGCACAUUUAUGGCAAGUACCCUGCUACAUCUGUAAAAUCUCCAGAGAUAUUGCAAUUUUGUCUUAUGUGAAUGACAUCAGCUCUGAGAAUAGGGUGCAAGACAUGACUCUAAGAGUCCUAAGAAGUUUGUGGCUCCAUAGGUUUUCUGUGGAAGCAGUUUGAUGAGAGGACUGUGUGGAUAAUGAAGAUAUCUCUGUUUUUAUUGCUUUGGAUUCUUGAAACUACUCUAUUUUAUUUGGGUGUAUAUGCGUAUGUGUAUGUGUUUAUUCAGAUUUUAAGUAUUCAGGCUUAAAUAAACUAACUGCAAUUUUGCAGGCAAGUGCUUUAACCACUGAGCAAUCUCUCCAGCUCCUGCAACUUUGCUUUCAGAAGCAAUUCUGAAGCUUUUAAAAAAUCCAUACCGGUAGAAUAUUUUACUGACAAUUUACUACUACUGAAUAUUUUUCUUUUAAUAAAUUUUUCAUCAUUUUAGAGAAAUGAAGAAUUUGUCCU